Microplitis mediator is the source of this 4188-nucleotide messenger RNA. RefSeq lists its product as uncharacterized. The coding region runs from base 334 to 3855 and encodes 1173 amino acids. The transcript has 2 exons. Lineage: Eukaryota; Metazoa; Arthropoda; Insecta; Hymenoptera; Braconidae. The record is from RefSeq and is a predicted model, not a curated record.
AUUAUCAUUUUCUUCGUUGAUAUUUAGAGGCAGCACAUAUCGAUGAAAGACUCGGUCGCUAUAUAUUUAGCACGUGUUCAUUUUAUACGGUGGCAUGUAACGGAACGGGUGUUGAGUUACGAGCCGGUUCACAAAUCAGACAUUUAUUUAAUAAAACAUAAUUGAAAAAAAAAAAAAAUAUUCGCGGUUGUAUUAUAUUAGUGACUACAAAAAGUGUAAUUAGCAAUUGACAACCGUUGUGGUUAAAUACAUUUCGUACUUUCUUCAGAUAAAAAGAAAGUAAAAUAAAAUUAAUCAUUCAAUAGAAUUUUUUGACGGUGUGAAGUUGCAGUAAUGGCAGAGGAACCAUCACCAUAUUUGAGUGCGAUUCAGAAAGUUGCAGGAAGUACACCGGGUGAUAAGUUUGAGACAUUAUACAGCAUCACGAAAAAAAUAAUUGAAUCAGAAAACCAAAAUGCUUCGAUGCCAUUGACUGUCGAUUCGUCGGAAUUACCGGAGGCUUUAAAACCACUGGUGCAAGUGGAGGUCGCGCGAUUAUCAGAACAAUUUGAGGGAAUUUGCAAAGCUUUGAAAUCCGAUGACUCUGCUGUGUUUGUUCGAGCUUUCAGGGCCAAGUGGUUUUUUAAUGGCAGCCAUGAAAAUUGUAGGGUUCAGUACUACAAGGAACGAAUUUUUCCGUACGUAUCUUUGCAGAGUCGACAUAAAAUUAUCAAAACAUUGGCUAAAAAUUUGACCGCGAAACCUGCUAUCGCCGAAGAGUUUUAUACUGCGCUGACUCUGAUGUACGGAGAAAAACAAGCUCACCCACUACUGAAAGCUUGCAGUGAAUCAUUUAUCUGGAGACACAUCACAAAACAUAAACUACGGCUUAAUAAUGGAAUGGUACGAAUUUUAUUCGACAAGUAUCCAGGAAUUGUAGUUAAAUACCUGAACCUAAGCAAAAAAAGUGAUGACGAAUUUGAACGAAAUUUACGACCCGUUAAUUUACAGUCUCAUGCGUCUUUUCUUCCCAGAUUAUUAAAGGAAUAUCCAGACACUUUCAUGGAACUCAUCGAAAUGCAUAACAACAACUUCAAUAUAAAGUUAAGCCGCCGGAGUACUAAUUUAUUUUUUAAAAAAUUCCCCGACGCUUUAAUGAGAAAUCCACAAUUAUUCCAACCAAUGUUAGAUCUUAAAGUCGUACAUAAAAAUCUCACUGACCUUCAGUUCAAGGCCAUUUUUAAGCAGCAAUUUCCACCCGACAUAGAUUCAUUUGAAUUCGAUAAAUUACUUCAGUUCCUAGAAUUCCUUCCAAAAGAUGAUAAAUUGCAUCUAAUGACUUCUACAUUCGAAGAAGUUUACGGAGUUAAAUUGCUAGAUUGUACCGAAAAAAUUACACCAUCAGCUCUUUCAACACUUCCACGCGUUGAUCAGAUGAAGUUAGCAAAAGUAAUCCUUCAAAAAAUGAAGAAAAGUACUCCAAAAAGUUCCAUUACGCCUUGGAUAGUCUACUUGCCCUGUCAUGGGUUACUAAGGCACUGGAUGCUAAUUAUUAAAGGCACAUUGAAGGUAGCCGAUCGAGAGGAGUUAAUGAAGCAAUUAAUCUCCACGUGCCAAGUCAAUGCCGACAAUGAUUCGUUUCUUAAAGUUAUCGACUUCAUCGCAGCAAAGCACAUGAUUGAACCUGCAUCGUUCUUGUGGAGUAUUAUCGACUACAUAUCAAGAACAUACCCCAUAAAUACUUUGACAGACCAGCAAUGGAAAGCGGUGACUAAAUCAAUCGUUGCAACCUACAAUAGGCACAAAUGUUUGCACGAGCAGAUACCAUUGGAUUUGAUCAUCGCUGCAGUUCGUGGCGAUUUGGAUAGAAGUAUUACUAAAAACACCGGGACUAUGACAAUACUUACAAGAUUGUAUCGGACACGUGGGCUAACCGAUUGGCGAGUUUUCAAAGACAAUCUUCGAUACGAUAGAAUCUGCCUUGAACACUUUAUCACUAAUGUAUUGAAAGCCAUUCGCAGCAGCAUGAGUGCACCCGAAAAUCUACUAAUACAUUUAUUAUUAUCCAUUAAAGACUUUAAUGACGAGGUCACUGCAGCGGAAUCUGAUGUUGAAGUCAUUCGUAUUGAAGAAUAUCCGGAAUUGGUGGAUAGAGUGUGGCCAGUUAUUGAUGGUCACGUUGGGAAUUGUUCGUUCAUAAGAAACCUCAAAGUCGUUGUAAGAAACUUGGAUCAGGAUCUCUAUGACUAUUUGGUCAGUAAAAGUGUAAGGAAAUGCGAAAAAUUGCCUCAAGUUAUAAUCAGUGAUUUGAAAUCAAAGCAUACUUGGAGAAUGCUUAAGACCGAUCCGCAAUGUUUUGAUUAUUAUUGGAGAAUUAUUUUAAAGGAAUGUGUUCAAAAAAUUCAUAAAAUUUGUGGUAAGUGCAAAUCUUGUUCGGAGACGGAUCCCUUAGCUCGAAGAUUUGUUAGAAUGAGCCGGUGGUGUCAGGAUUUGCCGAUAAACUUUGUUGAACAGCUACUCAAAAACGUUAAACGGCAUGAAAAAGGUCGGGAUCUGAUUACUUUGGCACUACUGCUUGAAGGACCGGAAUUGGAGCGCAUCAUAACUACUUCUAUCACGGCCGCUAUUAGGAGAAUUCCUGAUGGAAACUACGCCCAGAUUGGCUUGGAAUUGACUUGUUCUGUUCCGAGAGCCCUAAGUGUCGCUAAUCCCCCGGUAUCUUUGGAUUUUAUGGUUAACUACUGCGUCGGUAAUUGUAAACACGCGUCGAUUGAAUAUAUUGUUCCUGUAAGCCGACGAACGGCCUGUUCUAAAGUUACUUCGUUUGCAAUGGAUCUGUUGAGAUCAAGGCCGAUUGCUAAACCGGUGUCUAUACGAAAACUCGGAAUUCGGUUAUUGUGUAUGGUCGAGAAUGCCGAACAUUUACACAUUACCCUGGCGAACUUGUGGACCCACGAAACGGAUCAGAAGAUUCGUAAGCUAUUGUUUAGAAAUGUGCUUAAACUUUUUGAAGCAUUUCCCAAUGAUAAGAACUGGGAAUUGAUUAAAAAAUGUAUCGACGGAUUAAGACCAGAUGAUAAAUAUACUUUUGGAUCUCUUAUGAAAUUUGAUUACAUCCCUAAUGAGUUCAUUGCGGAAUAUGUCCGCAAAUUAUUUAGCCUCUUUCGUAGACUCGGCGAUGAGAGAAACGAUUCGCAGCGAGAUGUCGUUUGGUUCUAUAUUACAAAGCUACUUAAUAUUGAUAAGAACAUAUUAGUUCUGUUUUCCGACGAAUUGCACAAUGAAAUAAUUGACAAGUAUGUUCUUGAUUUGUCACUACCAAAAAAAGUACAGUCUGCAGGCCAUAGUUAUCUAAUUAAUUACAUUGUAACAGCGCGAGAUAAGUUAGAAGACAGAAUGAACCGAUUCAGAAAUAUAUUUGUCAAAAUUGUUAAAGGAAAUUUGGAUGUUCCUCAUCCUACUGAACCGUCAUUCUAUCCAGCAAAUUAUUUCGUACAUGAACUGAUCAAUAAUAUCAUAUAUUAUUUGCCCAACAAUCGUCUAAAACGUGAGUUAGCUAAUACUGCAACAAGAGCGGCAGUCGAUUCGGGCUUGAAAACUCAUCAAGAUCCCACAUUCUUCUUAUUGUACACAUUCACUAGUAUUGUUUACAAAGCCUCUCCCGAGGAAUUAGCAACGGCUAUCAACGGACUUUUGCCUAAAUAUGCCAAAGCAUUUGGCAAAAACUACAUUGAAAUUAUUGCUAAUUAUCUUCGUGAAUUCAUCGAUUUUUGCAUCGGCGAUCGGCAAUAUCAAACAGAAGUCGUCGAUAGUCUCCAAGAUUUAGGAAAUGAUGAUGCUAGAAGUCUUGCAGAUCGUCUUAUGGUCGUAAUAUAAAUACCUACAAGUAGGCGAGUGCCUUUUACACUAUUUUUUAAAAUUUGUAAUUAAUACGUAGGAGUUAUCGUUGGAUUGUUAAUAGAUUUUUAAACACGUGUAGCAUGAAAAACAAAAAUGAUAACUAAUGAUUUUUAUUAUUAUUAUUGAUGUAAUUUUUUGUAUGGUUUUUUUUUACGCUAAAUUAUUGUCAGACUAAAGAACAAAUGUGCGCCAUUGAUGUAAAAUUUUUUUUAAGUUCUAGUAUUCAAUAAAUAAUCGACUUUUACGAAUAGUGACUUUGUAAUAUAAUAAAAUAAAAUUGUGAAUUAUGCAUAAUAUAGAUAUGACCAA